This is a messenger RNA of Stylonychia lemnae, 1332 nucleotides long. The record is from the annotation of a GenBank genome assembly. NCBI's taxonomy places the organism in Eukaryota, Ciliophora, Spirotrichea, Sporadotrichida, Oxytrichidae.
AUGUAAGACGUUCAAGUGGAUCCUGCAGAGCAAUCUGAAGCUUCUACUUAUAAUGAAGUAAAUCAAUCAUUGAUUAAGAAUCAAAACGAAAUUUACAAAAGUAAUUCUCAAAAUACUUUUACUCAAAAGAAAGAUGUGGCUUUACAAAUUGACGACACUCCUCCUUCUAUUAUUGAUUUGAUUCCAUUCUAUUCUCCACUUGGAUUACUUUGCCUCAUGUAUUGUAGUGAUAUUUACUACUAAAAUCCAUUCAUAAUAAUAUGGGUUGGAUUUGUUGCUAUCCCAAUACUUGAUUAUAUUUUGCCAGUUGAUCAUUAUAAUAUACCAGAGAAUAGACUCAAAGCAUUUGAAAGAGAUUGGAGGUUUAUGGUUCCAGUUUACCUUGCCUGGUUUGCUGAUAUUGGAAUAUAUUUUAGUAUCCUAUACUCUGUCAGUAUUGGUUAAGUUGCAUAAACUCCAGCUUCUUUCAUCAUAUAUGCAAUUUCAUAUGCUCAACCUGGAGCAGCAAAUGCCAUUGUUGGCCAUGAAUUAAUACACAGAAAAGAAAAAAUCCAUAAAAUUUUUGGAACUUUAUCAUACUCAAAAAUGUUAUAUUCCCAUUUUCUGAUCUAACAUAUUGUUUCGCAUCACAAAAAAGUUGCAACUCCAGAGGAUCCAUCUAGCGCUAGAAUGAAUGAAUCGCUAUAUGAAUUUUAUUGGAGAGCAAUACCAGCUGGAUAUGUAGAAGUCUGGAAUAUUGAAAAAAUAAGACUUUAAAGAGAAGAUUCAUCACCAUUUAAUCCUUUAAAAAAUAGGAUUCUUCUUUUCAAUAUUCUGCACAUUGUUUAUCUUGGACUUAUAUACAUAAUACUCGGUCUCCAUACUGUUUGCUUUCACUUAGUAUAUUCUCUAAUCGUAACUUUGAUGUUUGAGGCGGUAAACUACCUUGAGCAUUAUGGACUUUAAAGAAAAAAGGAUAGUAAUGGAAACUAUGAGUCUGUUAGCAUCAAACACUCAUGGAAUGCACCUCAAAAGAUUACAAAUUGGAUCACCUUCAAAUUACAGAGACAUUCAGAUCAUCAUGCUUAUGCAUAUAAACCCUAUUAAAUUCUUGACAGUUUCCCUGAAAGUCCUAUGCUGCCAUAUGGUUAUACAGUUUCUUUGAUUUUAUCAAACUUUCCAUACAUUUGGAAAAAGGUUCACAACCCCUUAGCAGAUGCCACAAAUAAUGAUACUAAAAUCUCAGAAGAGUUAAAAAAAGAGCUUGACAAAUGGAUUCUUGGUACACUUAUUGGUGUUUCAAUUAUGCUCUCUUAUAUUACUUUCUUCAUGAUUGGAUUUAAAGAAGCUUGA